AUGUCCCGCGGGGAAAAGAGCAGAAAGAAGUGGAGGGAUUGCCUGCCGUGGCGUCGACGAUCUAACAGAAAGAGUGACAAGCUCACUGCGGACGAUCGGUCUAGGACAGGCUCAGAAAGAACCAAUGGGUACUGUGCCCCUCCCCACUCCUCCACCAUAGAGAAAGUGUUUGAUCCUUGGCUCGAGGCGCAGCAGCUUCUCAGAAAAGACGAGACCCUGGACAAAAUAUGGGUGGAAUCAAUUCAUAUUCUCAACUCCAGACUGGGAUUGAAGUCCGAAAAUGAUGGGAACGCCAUCCGUGUGAAUGAUCUCCGCACCUUCCUCAAUGUGACGACUGAGCGGCUUGAUGACAAAAAAUGGACCAUCCAAGACGAUAUCGCCCACGAUGACAAGCGGAGAAGACUGACCAAGGUGUGUCGGAAUAUUCUUUUGGUCAAGGACAUUGUCAAUGCGGCUGCAGCCGCCAGUCCUCCCGCUGCCAUAGCAUGUGCCGGUAUUACGGCCGGACUCUUGCUAUUUAUACAGGCUAUGGAACAACAUGAGAGCGUUCUACGGGGCUUGGACUCUAUCUCCUCCUUGUUACCUCGACUCCAAGUGAUCGAACAACAUUUCCUGCCCCGUCAGACUGGCCUAGGUGUCGAACUGAGAAGAUCACUCGAGAGUGACAUGAUAAAUCUAUGUGCCAAAGUCCUUGAAUUUCAGUCUCGGGCCGUUUGCUAUCUAGGUAAACCAACAGCAAGACAGCUUCUGAAAGACUUGUCAAAGCACGACGGGUGGGACGGAAUACUUGGAGAUAUCGAACGAUAUGACACUCGCGUUAAGGACAUCAUUUCCUCGGCGCGUGUUUUAGAGGUCGAUAGCCAACUGAACGCUCUCCAGGACAAGCUACAACAGAUACAGGUAUGGCAAACUGUGUCUGAGAAGGAUAAAAAGCGAGUCAAUCUCUUCCAGCGGUUGUAUACCUGCCCAUACAAGGAUCGCAAAGAUAUAAAUGGCAAGCGUGUGCCAGGAACAUGUGAAUGGUUCACGAAUCAUCCUCAGUUCACCAGGUGGAAUGAAAGUGUGAACUCUGAACUUCUCUGGGUGUCUGCAGAGCCAGGCUGCGGGAAGUCAGUCCUCACGAGAUACUUGGCUGACGAAUAUUUGCCUAGCGGAACAAGAACCAUCUGUUACUUCUUCUUCAAAGACGGUUAUCAAGAUCAAACGCGAGCCACAAAUGCACUUGCUUCCAUUCUCCGCCAACUCUUACUCGCCCAACCACAUCUUGUCCAAGAUUCGCUCUUGGAUAAGUCAGAGACCAGCGGGAAGCAGCUCGUCGAAUCCUUCAAUGAACUGUGGAAUAUGUUUCUCUACGUGACUCCAGAUGUCAACGCCGGCGAAGUAAUCAUCCUGCUCGAUGCCAUGGACGAGUGCUUUGAAGAUGACCGGACGACUCUGAUUCAAGCGAUAGAGCGCCUAUUCCUUAACAACCCUGGCAAGCGCAACCUAAAAUUUCUGAUGACAAGUCGCCCAUAUGACCACAUCCGGCUCGAUUUCUUCAAGCUGGAGAAAUCUCUACCUACAAUUCGUUUGAGCGGCGAGAAUGAGGAGAACAUCGAGAAGAUCUCUAGCGAGAUUGACUUGGUCAUUACAGAAAGGGUUCGAGACUUAGGCGACAAAUUUGACCUGACAGUAAAUGAGCGCAAUUCCAUCAUCGAGCAGCUCACCUCGGUUAAUAAUCGGACAUAUUUAUGGGUCAGUCUUACCUUCAAUGUCCUAGAAAGAAUGCCAGGACUCACUGAAGGGGAUGUGGACCACGUGGUCCAUGAUAUUCCCGAAGAUAUCGAUGCUGCUUACACCAAGAUGCUGGAUCGAAGUUCAGAUCAUGGCGCGGCCAGAAAGUUACUCCAUAUUGUAACUGCGGCGGAGCGUCCAUUGACAUUGGAAGAGAUAACCUUGUCUUUGGCAGUCAAGACAGCGGAGCAAUCGAUCGACGACAUCAAAAAGGAAAUACCGGCCAAUGAAGACACCGAGACGACCAUGACAAGACAAAAGACCAGGAUCAGAGAACUGUGCGGCCUGUUCUUGGUUGUGAUAGAUCGGAAGGUAUAUCUUUUCCAUCAGACCGCAAGGGAGUUCUUAAUUCAGAAACCGGCCGGUGGUGAUACUGGGGCAGGUAGUUGGAAGCACAGCCUGUCUCCAGAAAAAUCGCACUAUGUCCUGGCGGAGAUAUGCACACUGUACUUGAGCCGAAUGUAUGAUACCCUCCCUGGGCUCAUGGACUAUGCAGCACAAUUCUGGGCGGUUCACUUUCAGAGAGCUGCUGUCUCAAGAGAAGAUCCAAUCGCGAAACGUGGACGCAUGCUUUGUCGACAAGGAUACGAGUUUCCCGAUUCCAAUGACACACUUAUGGCGUCCUAUCUAGGGCUUACAGCUAUUGUCGAGACACUUCUUGAUACUGGAAGGGUGGAUGUGGAGUCUAAGGACUCUGAGUAUGAAAAUGGCCACGAGGGGGUCGUCAAGUUGCUUCAUUGA
Aspergillus neoniger CBS 115656 is the source of this 2514-nucleotide messenger RNA. RefSeq names its product ankyrin repeat protein. The record is from RefSeq and is a predicted model, not a curated record. The coding region runs from base 1 to 2514 and encodes 837 amino acids. The transcript is spliced from 4 exons. NCBI's taxonomy places the organism in Eukaryota, Fungi, Ascomycota, Eurotiomycetes, Eurotiales, Aspergillaceae.